AUGGGUUGUUGCUUGAGUCAAGAAGAAAAGGCAGGAAGACAAAGGAAUGAUGAGAUUGAGAACCAGCUUAAAAGAGACAGGCUCUCUAUGCGUAACGAAGUAAAAAUGCUCUUGCUAGGUGCUGGUGAAUCCGGCAAGUCAACAAUUCUUAAACAAAUGAAACUUAUUCAUGACGGUGGUUAUUCUCCAGAAGAGAGAGAAUCGUUUAAGGAAAUCAUCUUCUCAAACACCGUACAAUCAAUGCGCGUUAUCUUAGAAGCUAUGGAUGUUAUGGGAAUAUCUUUAAAAAUUGAAGGAAAUCAAAAAUUUGUUGCUAUUAUAAUGAAUUUGCCUAACCAGAUUGAAGGGGAUCACUUGCCUCCUGAAGUUUCCUCGGCUAUUAAAUCUUUAUGGGCUGAUAAAGGUCUUUUAGAAUGUUUUAACAGAUCUAGAGAAUAUCAAUUAAAUGACUCUGCAAAAUAUUACUUUGACUCUAUUGACCGAAUUGCGAAACCAGAAUAUCUCCCAACAGAUCAAGAUGUAUUACGCUCUCGUGUAAAGACCACAGGUAUUACGGAAACAACGUUCAUAAUCGGUGAACUCACGUAUCGUAUGUUUGAUGUAGGAGGUCAACGUAGUGAACGUAAGAAAUGGAUUCACUGUUUCGAGAAUGUGACAGCCAUUGUAUUCUUGGUUGCUAUAUCAGAGUACGAUCAAUUACUACUAGAAGACGAAUCAGUGAAUCGUAUGCAAGAAGCUUUAACAUUAUUUGAUUCAAUUUGUAAUUCAAGAUGGUUCGUGAAGACUUCUAUUAUACUCUUUUUGAAUAAAAUUGAUAGAUUUAAGGAAAAGCUUCCAAUAUCUCCAAUGAACAAUUAUUUCCCCGACUUUGAAGGAGGAGAUGAUUACGACUUAGCGUGUGAUUACAUACUUAAUAGAUUUGUAUCAUUGAAUCAAAGUGAUAUUAAACAAAUUUAUACACAUUUUACAUGUGCUACCGAUACACAACAAAUUAAAUUUGUUAUGGCCGCCGUAAAUGAUAUCAUUAUUCAAACUAAUCUAAGAGAUUGUGGAUUAUUGUAA
Messenger RNA from Funneliformis caledonium, 1062 nucleotides. Lineage: Eukaryota; Fungi; Glomeromycota; Glomeromycetes; Glomerales; Glomeraceae. The record is from the annotation of a GenBank genome assembly.